AUGUCGAGUUCAAUGUCGCCGAUCGCAGUGAUCGUGAUGUGUGCGUUGGUGGUAUCAUCCGAUACGGAAUCCACUUCCCCAGCAUCGACAUCCCAGUCAGCGUCUCCCCUCACGAUCAACAAAUGCGACCAACGGGGCGAUCGAACAGUCUCCCACACCGACUGGUCCAGCGAUGCGUCGAAGAACCUGCCCGACUGCCGUUGUCCACCCGGCUACACGGCGAUCCUGCAGUACGGUGAGCCCUCACAGAAGGUGCUCUGCGCCAGCUUACGUUCGGCGGCCCCGUGGAGCGAAGGUUGUGUAUCGUCUGGCUCCAGCACCGACUACUACGAUCUGGGCGCGAUAGAGCUGCGCCUAGUUCGACUGUUGCUGCGGGCUGCCAACGUGUCGGAGGUGUGGAUCUCUGCCCGUCGGCUAACACCGUUUGGGGCCCUGGUGCGACGCCUGCCCGGUGGUGACCGCUGGAACGCCCCGGUGGAGCUAACGGACCAGCCGGACCAGCCGGACCAGCCACCCGGAAGCGAUGACCACCCGGAUCCUGGCCAGCUAAGGAUCGUCCCAACGGCGGCCGAUUUCAACUGCGGCGCGAUCGGUGGACCGAACUACGAACAAAUCUUUCUAGCCAACUGCUCGCGAGCACUGCCUCAGUUGUGUUUGUUUCGCGAGACCACCCUACUGCAGUUGCACUGUCGCCAACGGGAGUUCACUACGAGAUACGGUGAAGGUCAAGGCAUGUGCUACACCGUGCUGGCUAGCGACGACCGUGCGCUAAGCGCACUGAGCGGCGUGGCUGAGUCUGAAUAUCGGAUCCUUGACGUCGACAGUGGCCGCAAGAAGCAACUCUUGGACGACUUGCUGAACGCUACAGCCGCGCACCGGAAGCACUGUGCGCAGACAUAUUUCACCGAUCAGCGCGACAACUCGCUGCGCUCCCUUGCCCUUAGCAUUCGCGAUGCGGUCCAGCGUGCGGUGAGCGGUCCACCUUCCAACGAUAGCUAUAUGCGGGAGCAGAAUCUAAGACAAAUGGCGCUGGACCUGUGGAGACGUUAUGACUGCGCGGCGGUGCAGCGAAAUACGUCAGUGGAUCACGGUGCCGAUGGUCCGGUUCGAGCAAUGUAUCUGUACUUCGACCGGGCACGCUAUCGGCUUUACCUUACCGUUUACGGCCGGCAGUGGUUUUGGCGUGAGAAGCCCUCAGCGAACGGGUUCCAGUGCUACACGAAUGCCGACGCCGAGCAGAUGCGGCGUGUUCAGGUUCGCCCGAUACGCACCUCUAGAAAGCGCUCACGCAGGGCUCAUCCUCGGUCGUCGGAGAGUAACGCACCGGAGACCGACGACCACGACACCGGGCAACGAAGCAUGUACGAGCUAACGCUCGUCGAUGGCAUACCGAGCUACUACUGGUGUGAGGCACACGUGGUACCGAACCUGACGCAUCUCGUAUCACCGACCGUGCUGGCUAACCGUAAGUCGAACGGGAAAACCUUCUUCUCGGUCACCGUCGAUGUGUCGGUGUUGGACCGGUCGGUCGAAACGAUGCGAUUGAAAGACUAUACACGCUUGGUGAAGGACCAACUGAAACGCGCCCGUGCCCGAGUGUUGCCGGAAACGAAGCGUGUGCUGGACACUAUCAAGACGGUGCAGGUGAUGAAAAGUGACCACCUGGGUGAUGCGUUCCAGCCGGACAACCGGACCGCGGCACGGCUGAUCGUGCACCUUGUGAUGCGGCAGGUCAACUUCAAAAGUGAUUUCCCCGAGUUUGCAGAAAUCAAUGAAAUCGAGUUGCCAGACGCGUACGUGCGGUACUAUCGCACCCGGAGGUACCUGCAGGACGCCCUCCGGCUGGCCGCUACCGACGAGUUCCGGUUCGUGGGGGUGAACAGCACGGAGUACUGUUUGCCCGACAGCCUCCAGCUGCCAUCGGCCGACAGCGACGGAAACGUGUGGUGGGUGGCCCGGCUGGGUGAAACGGCCACCCCACGGAAUCUGUGUUUGCCCGAGGGCAGUGACCUGCCACUGACCCGGCGCUGUCUCGGUGACUACCUCCACGGGUGCGCCUGGGACCGUGACGCGUUCAGCGGCGGCCACUGUUCCUCUGCGCCGGGUCCGGAAACACGAGCCCUGUACGAGUACAGUACCGCGCCGCUAAACGGCAGCCUUCUGCCGGACAUAUUUAGCACCGUCGGGCACGUACUGUCCGCGCCCGACAGUGUCCUCCCGGUGGACCUGUUCUACAUUGCGCAGGUGCUGGACAAUUUGCGCAACGUGCUGCUGCUUCCGGCUUCGGCCGAACAAAAUGGCGUGCUGCUGGCGGCGUUGAACAAAGUCCAGCACUACUGCGACGUGGCCGACAUCAUGAGCCGCGUGAUGUACGUCAACGAGACGAUCGUUACGCGGGCGCAGCGGGUACUGAAUACGACCAACAUUUUGCUGUACGUUACUGAGGCGAUCGUGAACCAGCUGGUGCUGGCGGAGAAUGCCUCGAUGUUGCUGCAGGGCGCCCAGUACGAGUGCGGCCGGCGGACGUUGGAGGCAGACAGCAACGGGCCAGCCGGCCAGCCGGUGACGAACGGUACGGUACUGUUUCGCAGCCCCAGAUUGAUAGUGUUGAUAGCGGACCCGGCUGUCGGCAACGUAUCCGGUGUCGCUCUGUUCCGACAGAUUGAUGGCGGCGACGACCACGGGGAGGACUUCAACAGUUACACGAUCAGGUACCUGUACGCGAACCAAUCGCUGGAGUCUCUGGUCGCCGAGCCGGACCUCGAGAUUGGUGCGUUCAUCCCGCAGUCGGUGAUAGAGAACCUGGGCGCACUGCACGAUGCUAUGACGCUGGAGGAGCAGCCGGAGUCAGAGACGGAGCCUCUUGAGACGCCUCCGCUUCCUCCGCCACCGUUGCGUGUGGUUCUUACGAUCUACUACAACGAUCACGCGUUCCGCGAGACCCGGGCGGGCCCGGUGACGCGCUCGAGCGCCAAGAUCAUCAGCAUCAGCAUCCCCGGCUACGGAUCGCGCAUGCCGGGCGAGGUGCCGUUCUACGCGCGAGAAACGCGGACCCACAAUCGGAGCGCCGCCAGCGCGAGCCACUGCGGUUACUGGUCGUUCGAGACGGACCCGGCCGGGACGGACGGGUUCGGGCGGUGGGCGUUCGACGAGUGUCGGUUGAUCGACGGGUCCGGGCCGGUGGCACUGUGCGGUUGCUACCACCUGACGUCCUUCUCGCGCCUCACGAUGGACACGCAGCUGGUGGAGUCGGUGGGCGUUUCCCAGAAGUUCAUCGCCGACCAGGGUACGCUGGCGCUCGAUUUGAUCACGGCGAUCGGCUGCUCACUGUCGCUGCUCGGGGUGGUCGGCAUCCUGGCCACGGGCAUCCUUUUCCCCGCCUGGCGGGCGAAGGCGAGCAGCAAGAUUCUGCUGCAGCUCUCGGGUGCGAUUGCGAUCGAAAUGAUCAUCAUCUUCCUGGAGGGUCCGGACAUCGAUCAGCACCGGGUGAGCCGCAUCAAGUGUGCCCUGCUCGGGAGCGUCUUCCACUACAUCAUACUGGUGACGUUCAUGUGGAUGCUGCUCACGGCGUACCUACAGUUCAUGCGCUACGUCAAGGUGCUCGGCCGGCUGCGGCCAUCGCACGUCAUUCUCAAGGCCACCGUGCUUUGCUGGGGAGCUCCACUCGUACCGGUCGCCACCUAUCUCGCGAGCGACUACACCCUGUACCUGAAGCGCGACAACCUGACCGACAUUUGCUACCCACACGGGGAUGCCCUCUGGUUCGGCCUAAUGCUACCGAUCGCGGCAAUAGUGUUCUUCAACCUGGUCAGCUUCGUGGUCGUGCUCUACCACAUCUGCGCGAUCCCCGCUAACCUCAGCAAGCAAACCGAUCGUGACCUUACCCUGGCCCAGCUGCGGCUGUCGGUGUUUCUCUUUUUUCUCCUCGGGCUACCGUGGAUCUUCGGGAUGCUCACUACCGGGACCGAGGACAAACUGUUUGCCUAUCUGUUCUGUCUGACCGCGCCCGUCCAAGGGUUCGUGCUGUUCCUGUACUUCAUCGUCAUCGAUCCGGUGGCCCGCCGACUGUGGCUGGGCCGGCUGCGCCGCUGCCGGUGCAUUGCCGGGGAUCGAUCGGCCACCGGCCAGCUGGACGAGAAGGAAACUACCACCCUACCGAGCACCACGCUGAACACGCAACUGUGA
Molecule: messenger RNA, 4185 nt
Organism: Anopheles bellator
Lineage: Eukaryota; Metazoa; Arthropoda; Insecta; Diptera; Culicidae
Exons: 3
Coding region: 1-4185 (1394 amino acids)
Biological process (GO): G protein-coupled receptor signaling pathway; cell surface receptor signaling pathway
Cellular component (GO): membrane
Molecular function (GO): G protein-coupled receptor activity
Source: RefSeq, a predicted model, not a curated record